AUGGAUGGGGGAAGAAAGUGGAGUUUCCACGGAAUUAAUACCUACCCAGUUGACGGAGUGUCAUCACGUGGAGAUAUUAGAUCGAGCCUUGCAACUAAUGUUGAUGAUUUCAAGAGAGCAUUGAAUGCUUUAGAGAUAGCUCAGCCACAAAAUGGAGAGAACCUUACUGCUGCUGGUUGGUUGAAAAGGCUGCCAUAUCACUUGUGGUCUAGAGCACAUUAUGGAAUAGCUGCUAAGACUGAUUUUUCAGUCAACAACCUGAAUGAGAGUUUCAACAACUACAUUUUAAAAGCAAGAGACGAGCCAAUUAGACAAGGCGUAGAGAAAUAUGGAGGCAGAUUGUGUCCAAACAUUCUUGAGAAGCUAGCCAAAAGUGUAGAGAAGAGCAGACAUUGUAUUGCUGUAUUUGAUGGUAUUGAAUCAUUUGAGGUUGAUGGUUUCAACAGAACCUCUGUUGUGAACUUGCAACGUAGAAGCUGUUCAUGUGGUGCAUUCCAGUUGACUGGAAUUCCAUGUGUGCAUGCUAUUGCUGCCAUUCCAAACAUGGGGAUGAAGGUUGAAAACUAUGUUGAUGAGUGCUAUAGUAAAAAGGCAUACUUGAGGGCAUAUGCUUAUAGCAUUGGAGCUAUUCCAUCCAAAGAACACUGGAUUGAUAGUGGAAUGCAGCUGUUAAAUCCACCAUUUGUGAAGAAACAACCUGGGAGAACUAAAAAACUUAGGAGAAGAGGUCCUGAUGAAUCGAGAGAUCCACAAAGAGCUUCCAAAAAGGGAUUGACAGUAUACUGUAAGAGAUGUUUAAAAGCUGACCAUAAUAGGAGAACUUGUAAGGAACCUCCUUAUCCUAAAUCCAAGUUGUACAAGAAGCACCGAGACCAUUCAUACCUUAGAUCUGUCAAACCUCCUCCAAAAUUUGCAGAAGUGGACAUGGCGACUUCGAUAUAG
Coffea eugenioides is the source of this 942-nucleotide messenger RNA. RefSeq lists its product as uncharacterized. The record is from RefSeq and is a predicted model, not a curated record. The coding region runs from base 1 to 942 and encodes 313 amino acids. NCBI's taxonomy places the organism in Eukaryota, Viridiplantae, Streptophyta, Magnoliopsida, Gentianales, Rubiaceae. The transcript has 4 exons. Gene Ontology annotation, molecular function: zinc ion binding.